AUGGAUGAAGUUACUAGCAUAGAAACUUCACCUUCAUCUAAUCAAGAAGUGCCAAAUGAUGCAACUCCUCUUUGGCAGUAUGUGAAUAAAGUAGAAAAACCACCUGGUUCUACUGCUAAAUCAAGUGGAAACACAUACUUUAAGUGCAACUAUUGUGGUGUAGUUUAUUUGGGAUCCUAUUUUAGGGUUAAGGCUCAUUUAUUAAAAAUUCCUAAUAAAGGUAUUAAAGCAUGCCCUAAGGAAGGGAGUGAUAGUACAAAUCCGGUUGAUGGUAAGAGGAGAAAGGUGACUAUAAAUUCUCCUUUGGAGAGAGCAUUCCAGAAUAAUGCUAAACAUGAAUUGGAUGGUAGAAUUGCUAGGAUGUUUUACACCAAUGGGCUUCCAUUUAACUUUGCAAAGAACCCAUAUUAUCGUAAUUCCUAUGCAUAUGCUGCUACCCAUAGCAUUCAGGGUUAUGUACCUCUUGGAUACAAUGCCUUGAGAACAACACUUUUGCAAAAAGAAAGAGCUCAUGUUGAAAGACUUUUGAAACCAAUUAAGGACUUUUGGCUUGAAAAUUGUGUAAAUAUAGUUUCUAAUGGAUGGUCAAAUCCACAAAGGAGGCCUCCUAUUAAUAUUAUGGCUGUAUCAGAUGGGGGUCCAAUGUUUAUAAAGGCAAUUGAUGGGUCAAGUGAGUUCAAAGACAAACAUUAUAUUGUUGGGAUGUUGAAGGAUACUAUAAAAAAAAUUGGACACGAAAAAGUUGUCCAAGUCAUCACUAAUAAUGCUAAUAUGAUGAAGUCUGUUGGAGCUCUUAUUGAAGCAAAAAACAUUGAAAAGAAUGAAGUUACAUAUGAGGAAUGUAGUUGGAUUACACAUAUUGUUGAUGAUGCAUCCUUCAUAUGA
Molecule: messenger RNA, 885 nt
Organism: Quercus robur (English oak)
Lineage: Eukaryota; Viridiplantae; Streptophyta; Magnoliopsida; Fagales; Fagaceae
Exons: 3
Coding region: 1-885 (294 amino acids)
Molecular function (GO): DNA binding
Source: RefSeq, a predicted model, not a curated record